Messenger RNA from Erigeron canadensis, 1103 nucleotides. RefSeq names its product eukaryotic translation initiation factor 6-2. The coding region runs from base 227 to 964 and encodes 245 amino acids. Lineage: Eukaryota; Viridiplantae; Streptophyta; Magnoliopsida; Asterales; Asteraceae. The record is from RefSeq and is a predicted model, not a curated record. Gene Ontology annotation, molecular function: ribosomal large subunit binding. Gene Ontology annotation, cellular component: cytosol; nucleolus; preribosome, large subunit precursor. Gene Ontology annotation, biological process: assembly of large subunit precursor of preribosome; ribosomal subunit export from nucleus; maturation of 5.8S rRNA. The transcript has 8 exons.
CACUUGUCUUAUCCAAACACCGCCUAACCUUUUCCCUUCCAACAACUCCCUAAAUAUAUAAGCAGACAAACGCCAAAAACCCUAAAAAUAGCAAAACCCUAAUAAUAAGAAGAAGAAAAAGAAAAACAUAAAUUGAAAGGCCGCUCUGUAUAGCUCAACCUCCCACUUUCUUCAUCAAGAUACCCUUUGUUUAGACAGCAAAAAGCUUUGAUCAAGUGCUUCUGUUAUGGCGACAAGACUUCAGUUUGAGAAUAAUUGUGAAAUCGGAGUGUUCUCAAAGCUCACAAAUGCUUACUGCUUGGUAGCAAUUGGAGGCUCAGAAAAUUUCUACAGCACAUUUGAGUCUGAACUAGCAGAUGUUAUUCCCGUGGUUAAGACCUCCAUUGGUGGCACAAGAAUAAUUGGACGGCUUUGUGUUGGUAACAAAAAUGGACUUCUUUUGCCUCAUACUACCACUGACCAAGAGCUUCAACACUUGAGGAACAGUCUGCCUGAUGCAGUUGUGGUUCAGCGCAUUGAUGAGAGGCUAUCUGCACUUGGAAAUUGCAUUGCAUGCAAUGACCAUGUUGCUCUUACACAUACUGAUCUUGACAAGGAAACUGAGGAAAUGAUAGCGGAUGUUCUUGGGGUGGAGGUUUUUAGGCAGACUAUUGCUGGUAAUAUUCUCGUGGGCAGUUACUGUACGAUUUCAAACAGAGGCGGCCUGGUCCACCCUCAUACCUCCAUUGAAGACUUGGACGAGCUUUCAACCCUUCUUCAGGUUCCGUUGGUGGCAGGCACAGUGAACCGUGGUAGUGAAGUGAUAGCUGCUGGGUUGACCGUCAAUGACUGGACUGCAUUUUGUGGGUCAGAUACUACAGCUACUGAAUUGUCUGUGAUAGAGAGCGUUUUCAAGCUAAGGGAAGCCCAACCUAGUGCCAUUGUUGAUGAAAUGAGGAAGUCAUUGAUAGACACCUAUGUCUAAUUUUGCCGUUGCUUGCAGUUCAACAAUAACUAUGCGUACCUUUCUUCCAACAUUCUGGAUUUUCCUAUGUCUUUUUUCUGUUUGGUUUUCUGACUGGAUAUUUGUUUGGUACAAAAUAGCAGACGACUUGUUUAGCAAA